Colletotrichum godetiae is the source of this 495-nucleotide messenger RNA. RefSeq names its product ubiquitin-conjugating enzyme. Bases 1 to 495 code for a protein of 164 amino acids. The record is from RefSeq and is a predicted model, not a curated record. Lineage: Eukaryota; Fungi; Ascomycota; Sordariomycetes; Glomerellales; Glomerellaceae. The transcript has 2 exons.
AUGUCGAGCAAGCGCAUCGCAAAGGAACUGACUGAGGUCACCACAACCCCUCCCACGGGCAUGUCCAUCACCCUCGCCCGCGACUCAGACCUCCACGCCUGGCACGUCUCCCUCACCGGCCCCGAAAACACCCCCUACGCAGGCGGCACCUUUGCCGUCCUCGUCGACCUCCCCAAAGACUACCCCUUCAAGGCCCCCGUCGUCAAGUUCGCCACCCGCAUCUACCACCCCAACAUCACAAACGACGCCAACGGCAACAUCUGCCUCGGCAUGCUCAAGUCCGAAAACUGGAAGCCCGCCACCAAGCUCGCCGCCGUCCUCGAGGCCGUACGCUCCCUCCUUGUCGAGCCCCUGCCAGAUGACCCCCUCGAGGCCCGCAUCGCAGACGAGUUCAAGAAUAACCGCGUCGAGUUUGAGAAGAAUGCUAAGCUGUACGUUACGCGCUACGCAAAGGGCCCAAUUAGCUUUACCGCCUCAGAGGCGCCGGCCAAAUGA